Cornus florida is the source of this 7804-nucleotide messenger RNA. RefSeq names its product helicase protein MOM1-like. Gene Ontology annotation, biological process: heterochromatin formation; negative regulation of transcription by RNA polymerase II. The transcript is spliced from 20 exons. Gene Ontology annotation, molecular function: DNA binding; ATP binding; ATP hydrolysis activity. Gene Ontology annotation, cellular component: nucleus; chromatin. Lineage: Eukaryota; Viridiplantae; Streptophyta; Magnoliopsida; Cornales; Cornaceae. Bases 77 to 7621 code for a protein of 2514 amino acids. The record is from RefSeq and is a predicted model, not a curated record.
ACGGCAUGGCAAACGUUGCAGACCCAGACGCCCCCAAACCUGGUUCUCUUUCCUCUUCCGCUCUCUCUCUCUAACUAUGCCCAGAAUAAGAACCAUGGCAAAUGAUACUCGAUCUAGUCGCAAUGCUUCUAAAAAAGGGGUCUCUAAUAGCAAAGCUUCUAAAAAAGGGGUCUCUAAUAGCAAAGCUUCGUCUACUUCAGGAUCUUCGACAAUGGAUACAUCUGGUUUGAGAAGGUCGGCUAGGGAAGCAUCAUCAUCAAGAAAACAAACGAUGAUGAUGCCAAGUCCUUCAAAGGAGAGUGUUGAGAAGAGGACACCAGUGAAGAAGAAGAAUAAAUCUGAGAGAUUUGAAAAGAAGAGCUCGCCAUCGCCGAUUUCUUUGAGGAGGUCGGAAAGGGGUAAGAAAAAACCCUCACCGAGUUCUUCUUCUGGUUCAAAGGAGCAGGAGUCUGAGAAAGAGUCAAGUGGUAGUCCAUCAGAUACGGAACAUAAUAAGAACUUAAGUAGAAAGAAGAGCAGGGAAGUUAGCAGAAACCAGAAACAACAACAACAUCAGAAAAAACCUGCUGUUGGUAUGAAGAGAAAGAGGAUGGAUGCCCGUUCUUAUAAGGCUACAUUUAAGCCCCAACAAAGAAGGGGGGCUUUACAAGAAGAAACUGACGAGGAGAUGGAGAGGCUGGAGAAUUUGUCUCAAGUUGAUAGCAACAUUGGUGCAGGUAGUGGUUCCAAGCAAGUGGACGAGGAUGGUGAGGGUAAUGUAUCCAGAGAAAGGAGAGAAGAAAGUGUUGAGAGAAGUUGUGAAGCUGUUGAAAGAUCCGAUUCUAGUUUAAGAAAUGGUGAAACGGAAACAUUAGGAAAUCCCGAUGAAGUGGGAUUGUCAUACCCAGAGCAUGGUUGUGCAGAGGAACCACAUGAGCCUUCGGAUGGAGAUGGCUUAAAUGGCCCCAGUAGUGAUGGCAUAAUCGAAGAGACUCUUGAUGAUGACACUGAUUUGGUAACUGGAGACAAAGUCAUAGCAUCUACAAGAAAGCGGCAUACCGUGGACAUGGAUUCUAAUGCUUUUUCAAUGACCACAAACAAAGACAUCUGCAUUUCUGUUGGAGAUGAUGUCUCUUCACCAUCAUCUGCCUGCAAAAGGAACAACUAUGUUGAAACUUGUGUUACUUGUUCUAAAAGGCGGAGGGUUGGAUAUGAUUCACCGCCACAGGAGCUCUGUUCUUGCAACUUGACAUUAAACAAUGAUCUAUGUGACACCUCCGUUACUAAGGAUAGAGGGGAACUUGAAUCCAGUAUCAUACCGGGACUUGCUGACAAAUGUGAUGGCAAUACGAAUCGGGAGUCUCCUCUGGAUUCUGAGAGUGACCAGAAUACGUGUGUAAUCUGCAGGCUUGGUGGAAAGCUCCUGUGCUGUGAUGGAAAAGGUUGCAAGAGAACAUACCAUAUCUCUUGUUUAGAUCCUCCAUUGAAUGAUGUUCCACUGGGAGUUUGGCACUGUAAGUGGUGUGUGAAAAAAAAGAUUGAGUAUGGUGUCCACUCAGUUUCGGAAGGAAUAGAGUCAAUUUGGGACACUAGAGAAGUGGAGGUGCCAGAUGUUGAAGGAUUGCCAAGGCAGAAGCAGUAUUUUGUUAAAUAUAAAGGUCUUGCUCAUUUUCACAACCGCUGGGUACCAGAAACUCUAGUGCAUCUUGAAGCACCGUUGCUUGUUGAAAAAUUUAAUCGGAAGAAUCAGGUCACAAGGUGGAAAGAGUGGACUAUGCCACAUCGUUUGCUAAAGAAAAGAUUAUUAGUGUUUCCUGUGCAUCACAAUGGGAAUUGCAGUGGGCAUGCUGGCGAUAAUUCAGAUCCCCAUUAUGAGUGGCUUGUUAAAUGGUGUGGCCUUGAUUAUGAGGAUGCUACUUGGGAGUUAGAGAAUGCUUCGUUUCUGUUUUCACCUCACACCCAGAGGCUCAUAAGGGAGUAUGAACAUCGUUGCGAGAAGGCCAAGAGAGCUGCUCUUUUGUCUCGAGUUAAUGAGAGUAAGAAAGAAACCUCAAUCAAACUUCCGAAGCUUCCAGCUGGAGUUUCUCCUGGAAUUGAUAACAGUCAUUUAAAUUCUGUUAAGAAGCUACUUGAGUAUUGGCAGAAGGGUCAGCAUGCUGUUGUUGUUGACGGCCAGGAGCGAGUAAUGACGCUGAUCAUAUUUAUUCUGUCUUUGUUGCCUGAAGUUUGUCUGCCUUUCCUCAUCAUUUCACCUUCUAGUGUUCUUUCCCAGUGGGUAGCUGGGUUCUUGCGUUUGGCGCCAUCCAUUGAUGUCGUAAUUUACAGUGGAGAUAAAGAUAGGCGAAGACGUAUCAGGACACUUGAGUUUUAUGAGGAAGGAGGGUCCAUAAUGUCUGAAGUACUUUUAUCCCCUCCAGAAGCUGUUGUUGAGGAUUUAGAUAUGUUGGAAUGCAUAAGAUGGGAGGCAAUCAUAGUCGAUGAGUGUCAAAGCUCUAGAAUCUCAACCCAUUUUGAAAAAAUUAAGAUGCUAACCACUGAUGUUAGAUUUCUCCUUCUCAAUGGUCAAAUAAGGGAUACCAUAGCUGAGCACCUUAAUCUGUUGUCACUACUUGAUUCUCUUGGUGACUUGGAUUCCUGUGAUGGAUCGGAAACCAACUCCAAUGAUAAUCUUGCUAAAUUGAAGCAGAAGUUGUCAGAUUUUGUUGCGUACCGCUGCAAGUCAGACUCUUCUAGAUUUGUAGAGUAUUGGCUUCCUGUUCGGAUAUCCAAUGUGCAACUUGAGCAGUACUGUGCUACUCUACUUUCAAACUCUUUCUCUCUUCGUUCAAAGAAUGCCUCUGUAGGGGCUUUGCGUGAUAUUCUUAUCUCAAUGCAUAAGUGCUGUGAUCACCCCUACACCGUGGACCCUUCACUGCAAGGCACGAUAACUAAAGGUCUACCUGAGGUCGAGUAUUUGGAUGUGGGCAUUAAAGCAAGUGGCAAAUUGGAACUUCUUGACGCAAUACUCUCUGAAAUAAAAAAUCUGCAAUUGAGAGUGGUGAUCCUUUUUCAGUCGAUCGGUGGUUCUAGAAGGGAUUCAAUUGGAGAUAUAUUGGAUGACUUUCUGCGUCAAAGAUUCGGGCCAGAUUCUUAUGAACGUAUUGAAAAGGAUAUUCUCCAGUCUAGGAAGCAAGCUGCUCUGAACAAGUUCAAUGACAAGGAUAGUGGGAGGUUUGUGUUUUUAUUAGAAAACCGUGCUUGCCAUGGAAGCAUCAAACUGUCGUCAGUGGAUACUAUAGUCAUAUUCGAUAGUGACUGGAACCCAGCGAAUGAUUUAAGAGCACUACACAAAAUAUCAAUUGAUUCACAGUUUGAACAGAUAAAAAUCUUCCGUUUAUAUUCAUCUUGUACUGUGGAAGAAAAACUUUUGAUCUUUCCGAAGCCUGAGACUCUAGAUAACAAUUUGCACAGCAUAAGCCGGAUUACUAGUCACACACUGCUUAUGUGGGGUGCCUCAUAUUUAUUCAAUAAAUUGGAUGAGUUUCAUGGUGGUAGUACCACAGCCUCUGGGACAAAUGUCUUGUCUGAGCAAUCAGUUUUACAAGAUGUAGUCAAGGAGUUCUUGGCUUUGCUUUCUUGGAAUGCUGAAAAAAAUGAUAUAAGCAAUUCUAUCAUUUCAAAAGUCCAACAGAGUGGGGGAGGUUACAGUAGGAGUAUUUCAUUGCUUGGUGAGGUAAAAAAUAACUUAGCAGAUGGAGAAGAACCUCAUGUUUUUUGGACAAAGCUGUUGGAGGGAAGGAAUCCUCGGUGGAAAUAUUUAUCUGGACCACUACAGAGAAACAGGAAAAGAGUGCAAUACUUUGUUGAAUCACCAGGAAAGCGAGGGGUUGAAACUGGAGAAGUUGGAAAGAAGCGCAAGAAGGUGGGGAAUGAUAUUGUUGAUCUAGCCUCCUCUGUAAAGCCUGGAUUGGACAAAGUUGAAGUUGCAACAUACAAGGAUGGGGCUUCUGGAAAUCCAGCCGUAUCUCAAUCUUCGCCUAGCUCAACUGCUCAUGUAACUGGAACAAUUUAUACAAAUUAUGCUUCCUCUUCACCUUUUUCCUCUAGUAAUAUCUCCUUGUCACCGGAACUUAACAUAGUUGAGUUAGAGGAAAGAAGAACAGAGCGUGAUGCGCAGAAGAGUCUUCAUCUUCUCCUGAAACCAGACAUUUCAAGGCUCUGUGAAAUUCUACAACUCCCGGAGGAUGUCAAGGUUAUGGUCAGAAGGUUUCUUGAAUACGUUAUUGAUAAUCAUCAUGUCAAUAGGGAACCAGCAACCAUAUUACAGGCUUUCCAAAUCUCUCUGUGUUGGAUCGGAGCUUCCUUGCUAAAAUACAAAAUUGAUAGGAAGCAAUCGCUUGCGCUAGCACAGCAUCAUUUGAAUUUUGGCUGCAAAGAAGAGGAGGCAAAAAACGUUUACUCAAAGUUGCGGUUGUUAAAGAAAAUGUUCUUACAUCAUUCUGAGAACCUUAAGGAUUCGGAUUCAGAAGCUGAAGAUAUCACAAAGGAGCCGCUGAAUGCACAGGUAUCACAAUCGGUGGCAUCUUUUAUUCAAGAUGUAAAAUUGGAAGUUGGAGAUGGAUCACAAAUCCAGGAGGUUGUUGAUGAACAGGUCUUUCCACAGCAGGAGCAGGCGCCAAUACAUAAAGUGGCAGAGAAAGAGAUCUCAAGAAGUUUGAAACGAGUACAGAAAAAAUGUGACAAACGGAUGGCAAAGCUCCUGCAAAAGCAUGACGAGGAACUUCAAGAGUUCAAUAGAGAAUGGGAGGAAAGGAGGGUACAGCUGGAGGAGCGGCACAGGUUGGAGUAUGCUCUUGUUCGCUCUAUACACACAAAUCAUUCAGUGAGAAUCAGUAAACUUAAGACAUUGGAUAAUGAGUUUGCAAAGAAGCUGGAAGAACACAAAAGCCAGAAGGACAUACGCCUGAAAGAUCUCAAGUCAAAUCAGUUGGCCGAAAUGAAUGAAGAGAGUCAGAAAGCAGCUCAUUGGUUAGACGAAGUUAAGUCCUUGGCGCAGGUUGAAUUAUUAGCAGGUACUUCCUCUGAGAGAGCAUCAAUUUCUGGAUUUGAGCAGCCUAAUUUAGGAGCCAGUUCCAGUGAUGGUCAUGAGAACAUUGUCUUUCCGAAGGUGUCUUCUUCUGGAGGACAGAUCCCUGUAUCAAGCAUCCAAGAUCAAGUGCUUUCAUCAAAAAUGCCUGCAAUUGCUCAUAAUGAAGUAACGGGGGCUGCUGACUCCACAGAAAUGACAACUUCUGCUGUAGAACCUAGCAUAGAGAAUGAUAGAAGAGAGGAAUCUGACAUUAUUACAAAUGCUAUCAGAAACCAGAAUGGCACAGCUGGUAGCUUCAUCAAUGGUGACUCACUUUCUGUGGAGCUGCCUUUAGAAUCAAAUAUAGAGAAUAAUAGAACAGGUAAAUCAGAUGUCAUACAAAAUGCUACAGGGACCCAGAAUAAUGCAGGUGGUAUCAUCACUUCUGACUCAGUUUCUGUUGAACUAUCUUUGGUAAAAUCAGCCCCAGUGCGGCCAGUUGUUACUCCGUUUCAAGGUGUCCAGUUACCACAUGCUCUGGCAAUCCAGGACAAAGGUUCUCAAUUACCAACAUUUGCUGAAAUGCAAGAUGGAGAUGGACCUGGUAGUGGAAAUAAGAAUGUUUUGCAUCAAGCUGAGGUUUCAUCUUUGCAUUCAGUUGAUAUUGGACCGACUGUUCAAAUUAAUCAUGAAGCACCAAUAAUUGAGCCUGUUGAGCAACAGCUGUCAUCACCAUCUAGCAAUUUAUCACUUGGUCACACUGAUUUACCUCCGUUUCAUGGUGUUGAACAUCAGCCUCAUACUGAAGGGCACACUGCUGAGGCUCCACAACUGGUUGAGCUUUCAAAUCAAGCUGUUCUUUACACUGGUACCAAUCUAGCAUUGCAUCCUCCGGUGGAUGCUACAAAUUUACCUCCUCGCUUUGUUCAGCCUGAUUUAAGUUCAACUAGUAGAGUUGAUUAUCAACCAAUCAGUGAAGGAUGUAACUCAUUCCAAAGUACUGGAACUCCACUCCAAAUGGUUGAGCAUACAACGGAGCUUCCAAGUCCAGCUUUUCAGCAAUCUGGCUCAAGUUUGGGACCACAUCUCCCAAUUGAUACUUCUGCUGGUGCCUUUUGGGCAAAUCUGCCAAUUCAUAUUGCACCACAAGUGCCUUCCCGGAUUUCUACAUUACCUUUAUAUGUAGAUCCACUUCAAAAUGAAUUUGAAUGGUUACAAAAAGAAAUGGAGAACACUAUGAAGGUCCAUGAAGAUACGAAGUCGCGGCUGAGAUCUGACUGUGAAAAGGAGAUAGAGGCAAUUGUUGCUCAAAUCCACAUGAAAUAUGAUACUAAACUUCAAGAUGCCGAGGCUGCAUAUCUUUUGAAAAGGAAGGAACUUGAUUCAAAUCGCAACAAAGUUUUCAUGCAUAAGAUAUUGGCCGAGGCUUUCAGGUCCAAGUGCCUAGAUCUCAGGCCUUCUGGUACCCUGGGAAUGCAGCAAGCCGUUCCUUCCAGUUCUAUGAACCAGCUGCAUCACCAACCAUCACAGUUUAUGUCGAGACCUUCCAUUGUCACUGGUUCAUCUUCAGUUUGCCCACCUACAACCACCCUGCAGAGUACAGCGCCAUCUCCACGUAUUCGCCAUCCUUCAGCACCUCUCUCAAGCAUUCCAACUGGUUCAUCUUCAGUUUGCCCACCUACAACCACCCAGCAGAGUACAGUGCCAUCUCCACGCAUUCCCCAUCCUUCGGCACCUCUCUCAAGCAUUCCAACUGGUUCAUCUUCAGUUUGCCCACCUACAACCACCCAGCAGAGUACAGCGCCAUCUCCACGUUUUCACAAUCCUUCGGCAACUCUCUCUAGCAUUCCAAAUGGUUCAUCUUCAGUUUGCCCACCUACAACCACCCAGCAGAGUACAGCGCCAUCUCCACAUAUUCUCCAUCCAUCGGCACCUCUCUCAAGCAUUCCAAAUGGUUCAUCUUCAGUUUGCCCACCUACAACUACCCAGCAGAGUGCAGCACCACUUCCACAUUUUCACCAUCUAUCGGCACCUCUCUCAAGUAUUCCAACGAGACCCCUAAUUAUCAGCCCCAUCACCCCUCCCACAGGAAAUCGCCAAGUUGUCAGUGAAAUUCGUGCCCCAGCUCCUCACCUUCAACCGUUCAGACAUUUGACAUCCGCAUCUGCAACCAAUAUUCCAUCCCUUCCUCGAGGAAUACUAAGUAAUCAUGUACCAAAUAAUCUGUCCACGUCUUCUACUGCUGGUCCCCAACCACCUCCGCCACCGCUGCCACUACCGACAUAUCAUUCUGCCCCUAAUAAUAGACCUCCCCACCCUGAAACUGCAGGAAUGGAACCAGCUGUUGCCCCUAACAAUAGACCUCCCCAACCUGAAAUUGCGGGAAUGGUGCCAGCUCUUUAUAACUCAUCAAUGUCUGCACAGGGGUUGCUUGUGGACGUUGAUAACCAAGCUGGUGCACAUCCACCAAACAUUCUGCCGUCAUUGCCAUCUUUGGGUACUAACUUUGAUACUUUGGAUCUGUCAGAAUUUGAAACUCCAGGUAGAGUCGGGGUUAAUACAGAAAAUGUAGUUUGUUUAUCGGAUGAUGACUGACCCGUUAAAAAUUGUUAGCUCUAACAUCAUGCCACUUUUUGAGGGGCCUCAGAAACUGGGAUUUUGGGGGAGAAGUUCUAAAAUGGCUAACUGGUUGCUGAUGUACAAAUUUAUCGUUGAAACGUUGAGCUUAUCCUGAGAAAUUUGUCGCUGUAUAUGAUGGCAAUUGCCUAUUUGUUCUAA